Octopus bimaculoides (California two-spot octopus) is the source of this 1292-nucleotide messenger RNA. RefSeq names its product CD63 antigen. Lineage: Eukaryota; Metazoa; Mollusca; Cephalopoda; Octopoda; Octopodidae. The record is from RefSeq and is a predicted model, not a curated record. Gene Ontology annotation, cellular component: plasma membrane.
AUGAACAUUACAAUCAUCACAGCUAUUACUGCCACUGCUGCUACAACUACCCUUCUUACUGCCCGCAAUUACUACCCCAAACCAUUAAAUAGUAAGAUCAAAGCAGCAGGCGCGCGAGCUAAGGAGAUGUGUAAAAUGACGAUGGUGAAUGUCAAUUUUAGUGCGAAUGAUGGUUGUAAAGGUGGUGCUAGUGAUGUAAUUGCCAAUGUGUUAGUGAUGGGACUGGCGAUAUUGUUUGCUUUAACCCUAACCCUAACCCUAACCCUAACCCUAGGGUUAGGGUUAGGGUUAGAGUUAGGGUUAGGGUUAGGGUUAAUUGUUUCAGAAUCGUUUGUUUAUUUGUCAUAUUUUUUCAUCCUCGUGGAAGUAAGCAUGGAAUGUAGUCCUUUCUGUACGAGGGUGACUUUAAUUUUGUUGAAUAUACUCUUUCUUGUCGCUUCUCUGAUUCUAAUAGGACUCGGCGGAUUCUAUUACACCCAAACUUAUCCUUGUUUGUUAGGAAACUAUAUGAAGUUGUGUACUAUUUUGUUUAUAUCUUUAGGCUUUCUUCUGAUGCUUAUGUCACUAUUUGGUCUUGUUGGAGCCCUGAAGAAAAGCUAUGAAUACAUCGCAACCUUCACUAUCUUUAUCGUUCUUAUAACAACUGUGGAAAUUGGCAGUUCCACUGCAACAUUUUCGCUACGAAAAAUAGCAAGUCAUUCAGUGAGCGCGAGGAUGGUUAAGACCGAACACCAAUAUCUCUUCAACGCAACAGUUGCAAACGAAUGGGAUAGUAUUCAGAAAAAAUUCGCUUGUUGUGGAGUUCACAAACCAAGUGAAUGGUACAAUGUUUUGGGUAAUGGUACUGUUCCGGAUUCUUGUUGCAUUCACCCAACGGAAGGCUGCGGAAAUUACUCCCAAAAUCAGAGCUCUAUUUAUGAACAUGGUUGUUCGAAAAAGAUUCUUUCUUGGAUGCAUAAACGUCAAAUUUAUUUUGGGACUACUUGUAAUAUAUUUGGAUUUUUACAGUUGGUUGGUGGUAUAUUCGCCUGUUCUCUCGCAAGCUAUAUUCGUGUUGGAGCUAUAUAAAACCAAUGACUAUUUUUAAUUCUAAUUUACUAAAACAAUUAUUUUCAGAGUACAACAUAUUGUAAUCCUAAUCAAAUUAUCGAAUUCUUAUAACCAUACCAUUAUUUUAGAGGACAUUGUUUAUAAAGCCUCGUUGAUUUGUCUGUUCAGUUUUCAAAAAUUAUAAUGAUUGUUACCAUAUUGUUGAGCGGUUUUGUUACAUAUAAAGAGUUCUCCAAGCUAAA